AUGUUCUCGAAAAUCUUUUCGAUUCUCCUUGUCAUCACUCCUCUUUGGACUUCUCCAACUCCUCCAACAGGCAAUGUCCCAGUCACUCCAGAAAUCAACCCUGGUCCAACCACGAAUGCCUGUGAAUGUCCUGUGAUUCCCGAUUUGCAAAGUCUUGAAUGUAUUUUGGAUUGGAUCUCUCACGUAAAUAUUCUCAAGAAAGAAACAAAAACGGUGAAUGGAACAACUUUCAAUCAAUUCUCUAUUCAACAUCUUCAAAUCUUCAAGGGAGUUGACCUUCCCAACGUUCUCAUUGUUCCCGAGGGUCCAUGUGGAUUAGAAUUGGAGGCUGAUGUUCAAUAUCUUCUUUCAGGCUUGUUGACUGGAGAAUCGAAUCUCUAUGCUGGUCUCUGUCUUCAAAUCCUUAACGGGGUUGUUUCUCCCGUUUGGACAUUAGUUGAUGAGGGUCUGAUCGUUCAACUCUUGAAUCUUGUGGGUAAUCUUGUUUGCAAUCUUCUUGAAGGACUUCUUGGACCGAUUCUCGAUGAGCUCAUUACAAUCCCUUCACUUCUAAACGGAAUCACUAAAGGCGGACUGACCGGAGACUUG
Molecule: messenger RNA, 588 nt
Organism: Mesorhabditis belari
Lineage: Eukaryota; Metazoa; Nematoda; Chromadorea; Rhabditida; Rhabditidae
Source: the annotation of a GenBank genome assembly